AUGUGCUAUUCUUCUUCCGGACAAUGUCACUUUACAGCGGUGCACCAUUCUGAACCCAAUCGACACUUUUACCAAUACCCAGCCCGGGGGGGGGUUGAGGAACACACCGUGGACACCCACGACUGUUUCGAACUGAUGCAACAAGAAACUGCUCACCUCCCUACCGUUAGUGCCACUGCCUUGGACAACCCGGACAUCACAUUAUUUGUGGACGGCUCACGGUUCUCAGAUGAUUCUGGGAAGUUUCAUACUGGAUAUGCCGUCACCACCACUGACUCUGUCCUUGAAGCACGACCUCUUCCAGCCUCGUGUUCAGCUCAGGAAGCGGAACUAAAAGCCCUAACAGCCGCGUGUAAACUUGCCGCAGGGAAAAAAGCAAAUAUUUUCUCUGAUUCCAGAUAUGCUCAGGGCGUGGUUUUAGACUUUGGGACUAUUUGGAAGAUUCGAGGGUUCUUAACUGCAACAGGGUCGCCCAUCAAGAAUAGCCAAUCCGUCGCUGAUCUUAUGGACGCAUUGACUCUCCCUAAACAAGUUGCAGUGUUGAAAGUAAAAGCUCGCGGCAGGCUCACUUCACCCGAGGCUAUUGGAAACCAUCUAGCUGAUACAACUGCUAAGGAAAUUGCUGUCACCCCUUUGGCCGAUCCACCGGCUAUUGCUAUGUCCGCACCUUUACUUCAAGUCACAUUCUUGGACAGUAUUGACAAACUCAAACUCUGCCAAACUUCGGCUCCCACUGACGAGAUCAACGGCUGGCUCAGCAAAGGCGCGACUUUCAAGGACGGCUUAUAUUCCUGCAACAAAAAAACAUGCAUUCCCAGAAACCUUUAUCCAUCUCUAGUUCAAUGGGCUCAUGGCCCUACACAUGUUUCUAAGAAUCUGAUGAAUAACCUGAUCUCUAAGCUUUAUUUUGCUCCAGGAAUCACUUCCCUCACCCGGAAUUACACCGCAGCCUGCGCCAUCUGUGCCAAGUGUAACCCAGGACGUCUGGAAAAACCCCCUGUUUUGCAUCUAGCUAAACCCCAGUAUCCUUUUCAGCGCAUACAAAUAGAUCAUAUACAGAUGCCCAGAUGCGGGAGAUUCGAUUAUGUCUUAGUCAUCGUCGAUAUGUUCUCAGGGUGGCCAGAAGCUCUCCCGGUGGCUAAUAUGACUGCAAAAACCACCGCAAAAAAAUUACUCUCUGAGAUUGUUUGCCGAUAUGGGGUUCCUGAAGUGAUCGAAAGCGAUCAGGGUCCAGCGUUCACGGCAUCUGUCACUAAGGACAUAUGGACAGCACUAGGAGUCACCCUUCAUUUCCACACACCUUAUCACCCCCAAAGUAGUGGCAAGGUCGAACGUAUGAAUGGUACUCUCAAAACUAAAAUGUUAAAAAUGUCCCAGGACUCGGAUCCUACUUCUGUGGAAGGUUCGCACUCAUUAGUUCCAGGUGAUUGGGUUCUUGUCAAGAAAUUUCUGCAUAAAUCCUCACUCGAGCCACGAUUUGACGGUCCGUUCCAAGUCCUGCUGACUACAGCCACCUCUGUGAAAUUGGACGGAAAAAACACCUGGAUCCACGCAUCCCAUUGCAAAUAAUCUGUUCCACCUGCCUCCACUCCAGCUCAGGACCUUCAGUCUACUCCUCCAGACUCCAUCUCACCUGUACCACCAUGAAUUUUUUAUAUAUCCUUUUCUUGGUCUGUGGGGGGGGAGGGCAUUUGUUCAGGUCUCCUGGCCAUGUGGCCAUAACUAAAGAUGCUUUGGGUGUUAGUACUUUUUGGUUUAACUCCUCCAGCACAAACAUUGCAACUUUCACUUUCUCGCCUUU
Messenger RNA from Xenopus laevis (African clawed frog), 1801 nucleotides. RefSeq names its product protein NYNRIN-like. Bases 1 to 1569 code for a protein of 522 amino acids. The record is from RefSeq and is a predicted model, not a curated record. The transcript has 2 exons. Lineage: Eukaryota; Metazoa; Chordata; Amphibia; Anura; Pipidae.